Molecule: messenger RNA, 1707 nt
Organism: Closterium sp. Naga37s-1
Lineage: Eukaryota; Viridiplantae; Streptophyta; Zygnematophyceae; Desmidiales; Closteriaceae
Source: the annotation of a GenBank genome assembly
AUGCGACAUGCCAUUCCCAUGCAUCAUCCCUAUCAAGCAGCCUCAUCGUUAUCCCAUGCAUCAUCCCAUGGCAGACUCAUCGUUUCAGGUGAUAACCAACAGCAGAAGCAUGAGGAUGGGAACGCAACGAGGGUGCAAGCAGGCCCAGGCAUCCCCAUUGAUCCCUCUCGCAUCACUCGCCUGUCGUGGCAGCCGAGGGCCUUCCUGUACUCGGGAUUUCUCUCCCACGACGAGUGCGAUCAUCUCAUCACCCUCGCGCGUGACAAGGUAACACGCUCAUCAGUGGCGGACAACGAGUCGGGCAAGAGCGUGUUGAGUGAGAUCCGCACGAGCUCAGGCACAUUUCUCAACAAGUAUCAGGACGACAUUGUGAAGCGCAUAGAGGAGCGCAUUGCAGCAUGGGCCUUCCUCCCCAAAGAGCACGGCGAAGCGAUCCAAAUACUAAAGUACGAGAUCGGGCAGAAGUACGAGGCCCACUUUGACUAUUUCUUUGACUCAGUCAACACUCAGAUGGGCGGCCACAGGGUGGCGACGGUGCUCAUGUACCUGACCACGGUGGAGGCAGGAGGGGAGACGGUGUUUCCUAAUGCACAGCCUAGGCCUCCCACGGACGCCACAGCGUCUGAAUGUGCGAACAGAGGUCUGGCAGUCAAGCCUCAGAAGGGCGACGCGCUGCUUUUCUACUCCCUCCACCCGGACGGCACCACGGACCAGUCAUCAUUGCACGCCAGCUGUCCCGUCAUCCGCGGGGAGAAGUGGUCGGCAACCAAGUGGAUCCACGUGCGAUCCUUUGAGGCGCGGCCCUUGGCACAUGGCUAUAGUGACAGCAGUGAAUGCGGCUGUAGCAGAGGGGAACGACGAACGGAUGAACGCCUUUCUCCCCUUCACUCUCUUCUCCCCUCACUCUCGUCUCCCCUUCACUCUCUUCUCCCCUCACUCUCUUCUGCCCUUCACUCUCUUCUCCCCUCACUCACGCCCUUCUCCGCAUCCCUCCCCCUCCUCCUUGUGCUGCCCCAUGUUGUGCAGAUUGAGACGGCAGUGAAAGCGGCUGUAGCAGAGGGAAACGAUGAGCGGAUCAACGCAAUCAUUUCCCUGCUGGCCAAUGAUUACGCCACGUCAGCACAGCCGAACCAGAGAAAGGGGGGUCUCAUAGGGCUGGCGGCCGUCACGGUGGGGCUGGGACCUGACGCCAGUCAGUACCUCGAUCGCAUCGUGCCAGAGGUGCUCAAGUCGUUCUCAGACUCGGACAGUCGAGUGCGCUACUACGCCUGUGAGGCGCUCUACAACAUCGCCAAGGUGACACGUGGCGACUUCAUAGUGUUCUUUAAUGACGUGUUCAACGCCCUGUGCAAGCUCUCUGCUGACCUGGACCCCAACGUGCAGUCCGCCGCCCACCUGCUGGACCGGCUUGUCAAGGACAUAGUCACUGUCAGCGACCAAUUCAGUAUAGAAGAGUUCAUUCCUUUGCUCCGGGAGCACAUGAGUGUGCUCAACCCCUUCGUGCAGCAGUUCCUGGUCGGAUGGAUCACGGUGCUGGACAGCGUGCCUGACAUUGACAUGCUCGGCUUUCUGCCUGACCUGCUUGAUGGUGGGUGCUCUGAACUUUGUAUCUGCUUGAUGGUGGGUGCUCUGAACUUUGUAUCUGCUUGCAAUUAUGUGUGCGUACGUUCUUGUCGGAUGGAUCACGGUGCUGGACAGCGUGCCUGA